ACUUUUUUACAAUGUCAGAAUCAAGAUUAUGGAUAAGACUUAUCUAUAAUUGUGGUCGGAGUAUCCGAAUGUCGAAACAUUAUCAGUUCGCGGCAUUCCCCAUAACCCAUCACAUAGAACUAUAUAAAUUUAACAGAUUUAUGCAUUUAUACGAAUUUUGAUUAUAUUUUUGAGUGCAUUGCUUUUUGUUGUGCUCCGUAUAUUUUUGAAUAAAAAUGUAGUUGAUAAUGAUAAAAAAUGUAAUAAGUUAAAUUUUACUCACAUGUACAUUGAAGUAUCUGUGGUUCCAAAUUAUUUGAAAAUUUGUUGAUUUAUUCAGAUGAAUUCCGUGAACUAUAAUUCAAAUUAAUAAUAAGCUAUUUUCGUUACAUUUUUAAAAGUCAAGAUUUUAUAUCGAUAAGUUAAUUUAAUUAAUGAAAUAGAAGAAAUUAAAUCAAAUUAUGGCAGAAAGUUUAGAAGAAUUAAAAAUCAAUAUACGGAGUUUGCUAACCAGUUCUCCAAAAAAACUUAGUAUAGAACAGCUACUUAAAGAUUAUUAUGCACAAGAAGGUGAAAAAGUGCCUUAUGUAAAAUUUGGAUUUAAAACAAUUUUUGAUUUACUUAGAAUUAUGAGUGAUGUAUUGGUGCUACCACCUAAUCCAAAUAAAGAUACACUUUUAACUCUUGUUGUGGGAGAUAAAACUAGUCAUUUGAGAAAUUUGGUUGUUAAACAAAAAAUUCCUAAGAAAAAAAAAUCAAAGUCUGGUCUUAAAAAUAGAUUUAAUGUGCGCAUAUCUAAUGGAAACAAAAUACAUGGUGGAAAUAACUAUAGAAGGAAUCAAAUUAAUUAUGUUGCUAACAAAAAUCAAUCAUUUAACAAUUUUACUUAUAAAAAUAACAAAGAUUACCAACACAAUACUACUCAUUAUAAUAAAACGUACCAUUGUCAGCCAAUAAAUCAACAAAUUAUAAAUAAUGAUAAAGUAAACAAAAAUGAAGUGUCUACUAAGUUCAAUUCUAUUCAAAGUAGUUUUAGUAAUACUACUGAAAUUAAACCUAAAAUUGUAACCAAGAGUCUUAAUGCAUCUUGUUUUGAAGAUAAAGGAAUUUAUUCAUCAUCUUUAUCGAGUAGUUUUUCAUCAACAUCCAGUGAAACUAUGUUACAAAAAUCUGUCUCUCAUAAUUUGUAUAAUUUACAUUCAUAUAUACGACAUUUUUUGUCAAAAAGUGAAACGGAACAUACAUUAGAUUCUUUAAAAAAACACAUUCAAAGUAAUCCAACUUAUAGUAAUAUAGAUGAAAAACUAAUUGAUACAGAAAUAAUCAAUUUUAAAGACUUAAUGGAUUCAAGAAAUAUGUAUUUAUAUUUGGAAAACAAUAAAAAAUUAAAAGAUUCCUCUAAUAUAUCAAAUCAGUCAACCAAUAUGAUUAAAAUUGUUACAAGUACACCAAUUGGAUCACAGACAUCAAAAUUUCCUCACAAAAAAGAAUGUAACCAGAAUAGCUCAUUUAAAAAAAAUUGUUCUAUAAAUCAAAAUGAUCAUAAAAAAGAAGUAAAAAUAUCAAAAGUAAAUAAUUGCAAUCUUGGGAAAAAUAAUUUUGGGCCUAAAACCAUGACUGAUUAUGUGAUGAACCGUGUAAAUGCAAAUUCAAACCUUAAAUUAGAUCAUAAAAGUAUAUCUCUUAUUGAUAAAUCUAAGUAUCUCUGUCAAGUUAUGCAAUCAAAGAAUAAUUCAAAUAAUGUCAACAAUUUAAACAAAAAUGCAUUAGUUAAUGGUUUAAAUAAUAUGCAGUCUAAUUGCAGUUUGAAUCAUUCUACAUCACUUAAUAAUUGUGGAGAAACUUCAAAUAAUAUCUUUGGAUCAAAAAUAAUUUAUUGUGAUAAUGAAAACUUGAAUAAAAUAUUUUAUAGUGUGAAAGAUGAACUCCAUAAAAAACUGUUAUCCAAUAUGAUUUUUCUGUUAAGAAACUAUUUUUGUGCAAUUCAUUUGAACAACCUAAAAUAUAUUUAUAAUAGAUCUUUUGAUGACACACUUGAGCCAAACAAUUUUGGUUUUUCAUCUGAUGAAGAGCUCUUGAAAUUUUUUGAUGGAAUAAUUAGUAUGAAAAUCAAUAUAAUUUAUCCAAAACCUUCAUUGAAAAAUUCAAAUAUUCAUGAGGAAAUUUUUAACAGAUAUAAAAAUAAUUUAAAAAAUAUUUCUACAAAAGAUAUAAAUUGUAAGUAUUACUCAGAGAAAAAUAUUGAAGUAACUUUUAAGUUAGAUCAGGAAAAACUUCCUAUAAUUCAAAAUUCAAAAGAUAGAAUGGUGUUAUCUGAAGUGUACAAUCCAACUUUAUUUUAUCUUCGUUUGGCUUAUAAAACCAUACAACUCGAACAGUUAUCAACUAAAAUACAGAAAUUUUAUGGUCAAGAACAAGAAGAAAGUAGAUAUUUAGUUAACCCAGAACACAUAACACCAGGAAGAGUAUUUGUUACUUCUUAUUUAUCUUACUCCAAUAUUAAACAUUGGAACAGAGUUAAAGUGUUAAAAGAAAUUGAUAAAAAUAGUGUUGAAAUACUUCAAGUAGAUUAUGGGACUGUUGAUUGUAUUCCAAAAUCUGAAUUGAGGCUGAUGAAAACUGAAUUCAGUACUCUACCAGGUCAAGCUAUUCAAUGUUGCUUGACUGGAUAUAAUGAAAUUUGUACCAUACCUGUAGAUGUUACUGAAGCAUUUGUCAAACUUACCAAUAAUAUAAUACUUGAUGUUCUUAUUGAUCAUCUUUACCAAAUUAAUAAUAACUAUCAAGUAAUCCAUGUUACAUUAUUUUUCAAAAGCAAUUUUAAAGAAAAAAAUUUAAAUCAUGAAUUAACUCUAAAUUAUUUGUAGCUGAUGAAUUAAAUAAUCAUGUAUUUGUGAAGACAGAAUUUUAACGUCAACAUUUUUAUAAUAUACCACUAUGAAUACAAAUAUUUUUUAUUAUUAUUGGACUUUGCAAACAUCGAUAAAAUUUUAAGUUUGGACUGUUAGUUUUUUAUAAUGCGUUUUGAAAUUAUUAGCAAAAAUAAAUGUUGAGUAUAGUUUUUGCGUUAAUUACAAAAACAAACGUUUGAUUACUUUUAAAUGUAAUGAAAAAUGAUUUUAUAUUUUGUAUGGAAUAUAAAUAUUUGUUAUGAUAUUUAAUUUUAAGUUUUAAUUAAUUGUUCUUAAUAUUUUAACAACUUAAUAAAUGAAACUCAAAUUGUAACUGAUAUUCAAAUCUUAGAAAUAUUUUUUAUAUCUCUCCAAUAGAAACCAUAAAAAAAAUUAAAAUACAAAAGACUUAUU
Molecule: messenger RNA, 3284 nt
Organism: Daktulosphaira vitifoliae (grape phylloxera)
Lineage: Eukaryota; Metazoa; Arthropoda; Insecta; Hemiptera; Phylloxeridae
Product: metacaspase-2-like
Exons: 13
Coding region: 441-2846 (801 amino acids)
Source: RefSeq, a predicted model, not a curated record